Molecule: messenger RNA, 1407 nt
Organism: Aspergillus puulaauensis
Lineage: Eukaryota; Fungi; Ascomycota; Eurotiomycetes; Eurotiales; Aspergillaceae
Product: Zn(II)2Cys6 transcription factor domain-containing protein
Exons: 4
Coding region: 1-1407 (468 amino acids)
Biological process (GO): regulation of DNA-templated transcription
Molecular function (GO): zinc ion binding; DNA-binding transcription factor activity, RNA polymerase II-specific
Source: RefSeq, a predicted model, not a curated record
AUGGUCGGUCUUCCCUAUUCAUCCGCAGGCUGCGUUAAUUGCAGGAAACGCAAAAUAAAAUGUGACUCGCAGAAGCCAGUAUGCGCCAAAUGCUUGAAAAGAGGAAUCCUCUGCCUGGGCUUUGAUAAGGACCGGAAAUUUCUCCACCAUGAAAUGCGCUCUCAAGUAACGCGGAGUGGUGAGGUGAAACGACCAGUCCGUCGGCUUGUUUGGUAUCUAAAACCUCUCUCUCUACCAUCCUUCUGUGACAUGAGCGGCGAGGUUCGCACUCAGCUAUUCUCAGCCUUCAUGGACAAUUUCUUUGCCCCGAACGCGAACAUAAACGGCAAGGACGAUAGUCUGUUCUUUCUUAUGGCUAAUUUUCCUACGCUAGCCGGAGAAUCCGAACUGUUGGAUCGAUCCGUAAUCGCACUAGCUUUUUCUUUCCUAGCCAUCAAGUCAAAUGACAAAAACUUGGCUCGUCAAGGCCUGGAAGUCUACAACAGUGCGCUUAACGCAAUGAACCGAGCAUUGCGAAGGAAGUCUGGAUCGUGGCCCCACAUGCUUUACGCAUCAAUCAUAUUCCAUACAUAUGAGACCCUUUAUUAUGGUGACGAUGCGCCACGAAGCUUGUUUACCCACAUACAAGGCGCCAGUGCUAUUUUAAAAAGUUACAGCUUCAGCGAUACCAAUAGCCUUACUUUGGCCAUGCUAAAGCGACAUAAGUGGGCGGUGGCGUACUGCACCCUUAACACAGAAUACGGAUUAGAGACAGACUGGGAGUGUCUGACUCUAGGGAAAGAGGAAUGCCCUCUAGAUGAGCUUUUUAAAAUCAUUGGGUACUGCGCCGCCCUACGAAGAGACCUGGUCAGUGCUUCCCGGCUCAACAGCCCUGAACAAGAACCGACUCUCCAAUCAAUAUUACAACGUCUUCUCGAUAUCCAAAGAGUCCAAGCAGGCUGGGAGCGUCUGCAUAGUGACUCCUUAUCGCCUCACCGCAGAGGCCAGGCUAUGCUAGAUUCUGAAUCUUCAGGGGAAGACGUUGGCCUUGACCCCUAUGAAUUCAAAGACUUGUGCACGGCCAAAUUAUAUGUUCUUUCCAGGAUUGCUUCAACAGUAAGACACCGUUUGAUCUAUCAAACUGAGAAAUUACUGCAUGGAUACUCUGAUCCCACAAGUAUGCAUUUUUCUGCCGAUGAAAUCUGUCGAUCUGUUGUUUAUUGCAUGCGACCAGAAAGACAGAUGUCAGUGGGGCAUAUGGCCCUAUUUGCAGUCUCCCAGGCAUCCAAAGCGUACAUCACUUGCCGAGACCUGAGAAUGUUUGAAUGGUGCCAAUGUAUCUACUCAACUAUCCAGGCUCGUGGAAUUGGCCUCGCAUCCCGCGUGGGCAAGGAGGAUUGGACGCUCUGGCGUACGGCUGCAAAUUAA